AUGUCAGCCUCACCGCCUGAUAUGCCCCUUAUAAGACAGACAAAUGCCCUUCCCUUUUUUGUCCACCUGCUCAUCAUCUACAAUGAAAACAUCCAACUCCCUUUUACGCCGAGGAAGGUCCCCAAGGAACACACCAAAUUCGUUGACGGUCGUGUCAUCUACAAAUCACAGUCAUUCGGCCGUGAAAAGGGCCAUAUCAAAUAUGGCUUGCCGGUUCUCUCUGAUUUCGGUGAAGCUCGAAUCGGAAAUGUUCACACUGGUCUGAUCCAACCGGAUCUUUAUAGAGCCCCGGGGGUCGUCCUUGGAAUGGAAUGGACGUCAAAAGUUGAUAUUUGGAACGUAGGGACACUGAUCUGGGAUUUAUUCGAAGAUCAUCAUCUAUUUGAUGGCCGAGGACCCGACAACCUGCACUCAGACGAGCAUCUUCUGGCUGAAAUGGUAGCAAUUCUUGGUCCUCCUCCGGUGACUUUCUUGCAGAAAUGUCCAGCAAGUCAAUGGAAGGGGGAAGCGUGUUUGCCUGACAUUACCCUAGAGGACUCGGAGGAGUAUCUUGAAGGACAAAAUAAGAUCAUGUUUCUUCGCUUCAUGAGAAAGAUGCUGCAAUGGGAUCCAGACAAGAGACACAACGCCCGUGAGCUUUUGGAAGACCCCUGGCUUAAAAACUUUUGA
Molecule: messenger RNA, 669 nt
Organism: Penicilliopsis zonata CBS 506.65
Lineage: Eukaryota; Fungi; Ascomycota; Eurotiomycetes; Eurotiales; Aspergillaceae
Exons: 4
Coding region: 1-669 (222 amino acids)
Biological process (GO): protein phosphorylation
Molecular function (GO): ATP binding; protein kinase activity
Source: RefSeq, a predicted model, not a curated record